AUGAAAGCCAUGAAGAAACAGAGGAAGAGCUUCCAUCGUCCCACAGCAGGACGCGUAUGCCCCGAAAGGACAGACAAGGAUGUACAAGAAAACUUGAACAGUGAUGACGAGUUUUUCAUUUUUAACGACAAAGAAUGGGCGUUUCAUGAGCCUGUUAAGAUGAGUACUGUGGAACAAUAA
Molecule: messenger RNA, 180 nt
Organism: Schizosaccharomyces osmophilus
Lineage: Eukaryota; Fungi; Ascomycota; Schizosaccharomycetes; Schizosaccharomycetales; Schizosaccharomycetaceae
Exons: 2
Coding region: 1-180 (59 amino acids)
Source: RefSeq, a predicted model, not a curated record